AUGGCACGAACACCAGUCUCUACAAAAAAGGCCCCCGCCGUGCCGCAAAGCUUGAUGAACCAGGCCAUCAUCGCCAAUGGCUUCGUCUUCACAUCCGGCGGCGUCGCAAUGGACCCCAAGACAGGAAAGAUGAUUGACGGCGACAUCGAAGCUCACACACGUCAAAUUAUCUCCAACCUCGGCGCCAUUCUUGACGAAGCUGGCUCGAGCCUUAAUGAUGUGAUUGAGGUCAACAUUUACUUGUCUGAUAUGAAGUACUACGCCAAGAUGAACGAAGUGUAUGCUGAGUAUUGGGGUGAUGUCAAGCCUGCUAGAACAUGCGUUGCUGUCAAGAGUCUUCCGAUGAACGCCAAUAUCGAGAUCAAGUGUGUCGGAGUUGUUACUAAGCCCAAGUCGAAGCUGUAA
This is a messenger RNA of Fusarium tjaetaba, 405 nucleotides long. Its product is annotated as endoribonuclease L-PSP. Lineage: Eukaryota; Fungi; Ascomycota; Sordariomycetes; Hypocreales; Nectriaceae. The transcript is spliced from 3 exons. Bases 1 to 405 code for a protein of 134 amino acids. Gene Ontology annotation, molecular function: deaminase activity. Gene Ontology annotation, cellular component: cytosol; mitochondrion. The record is from RefSeq and is a predicted model, not a curated record.